This is a messenger RNA of Saccostrea cuccullata (small rock oyster), 469 nucleotides long. RefSeq lists its product as uncharacterized. The transcript has 4 exons. Lineage: Eukaryota; Metazoa; Mollusca; Bivalvia; Ostreida; Ostreidae. The annotation marks the transcript as partial. The record is from RefSeq and is a predicted model, not a curated record.
UUCCAUGUGAGACCAAUCAGCGAUCACGAAAACUCUGAAAGGAGGAAAAUGAAAGGGCCUAAUUUAGUAAAAGUCAAAUUGAUAUUGGAAGCCUUGAUGAUCAAUUUUCUGAUACUGAAGGAAGUCAAAUGUAACAGUGUUUCCUGUCCAGUAUCAAGACAAACUAUGGAUAUUGUUCCAAACUGUCCAACCAGUGAAUCAGAAUGGAACAAAGCUUCUCAAAGAAAGAACUGUUCAGCUUUUGCCAGCCAGUGUAGUGAGCCUAACAAACUUGUGUGCCACUGUGUGAUCAAUCCAUUUGUAAAUCAAACACUGGAAGUCUGUGCUUAUGGGAUGUAUAUUGUUUUAGGUUAUUGUACAGAGUACAGCUACAGUGGCAAUAUAGUCCAGCAGAAUUAUGAUACAGACUGUUCCCAAUUUACCCAGAAUCCAUGUCCCAGUGGCUACCACUCCACAGAAGCAUACAAAU